This is a messenger RNA of Protopolystoma xenopodis, 861 nucleotides long. Lineage: Eukaryota; Metazoa; Platyhelminthes; Monogenea; Polystomatidea; Polystomatidae. The record is from the annotation of a GenBank genome assembly.
AUGAUCCAGGACUCAAAGCAGAUGACCUCCAAGGGCCUCCACUUUCCCUUGCCUCUCUUCGUCUCCGCCUCCUCUGACGACAGCCUCAACUCCACUUCUUUGUCUUCAUCGUCUCCCUUUAACAUCAAGACUCUAUCUACCCCAGUCGUUAUCAACGUCUUUCAUCCCUUUUCUGCGUCAAUGACAUCGAAAUGUUCUCAAGAGGGCUAUUCCGAAGGAGCAAAAGAUUCUGAAGCAUUGGAAAAACUGCCUUCUGCCCACUUUCAUGCUCUGCGAAUUGAGCUGUCCGCACGCCUUUGCCACGACCUAGCAUCAGUACCCUUUCCACUCGACAGGGAUUUUCCCCAAUCGGAUUCGUUCCGUCCCAGACUGACAUCCAAGCCUGCGAAGGGCUUCGAGCAGACCGAGGGCAUUUCACGACCCAUUCUGCUGGUCGAGACCAUGUCACUGGCCUUUAAUGCGUUGAAGCGAAAAAAGCCUCGGCUUGCUGCACUCCUCAGAACCCGGAUGUAUCACAGCCGUUUGGACUCACUCGGUAUCGAUGAUAUGCUCUCGCAGGCGGCCAACGCUCUGGACGUCUGUUGCUGUCCAAAGGAGGCUGAACUUCUUGAUCCUGAAGCAGAUUUCAGCCUCAACUUUGCAACUCAUCAUAACGACGUAUAUUCUCUUUUCGACUGCCUGAGACGGGGGCGACGAAAUUCGGCCAGACUCAGUCGUCAGACUCGAAGGACAGCCACCCUCGAGCAGCUCGCGAUGGAUCGUGGCUAUGAUAACACCAGACUCCCCAGAGCGCAGCCCCUGGAAGGCGGCUUCAGUGGUUGUGCUAAAACGCAAACUGCCCCACCCGAGGUGAGAAGUUAA